GGCUGUAUAUUGAAUUGGCACCUGAGUUCUGUCUCGUCCUUUCAGUCGAACCUGGGUACCUAUUCUAUAGGGAGUGUUUCCAACUGUUUUCUCCCCACUUAGGUAUCCCCUUGCUAACCUGUACCGGGAUAUGCCACGUAUAGGAGCGAGUACCGUGGACCCAUGUGCGCACGGUACGAUAGCAGUAUUUGACUAACAUGCAUAAUGCCCUACGUCGAAUUUCUGCUGAUCCGCAGCUACUAAAUGCCAAAUGGAUUUAGGCUCGUACAUGACUAGGAGGGGCUGUCUAAGUUACAUCUCCCUCUCCAUCCAUGGUGACUCAGUGGGCCGAAAGCGGCCUCCUUUAUCGAUAAGCGAGCAGUCUUUUCCGUCCAAAAAAUUUCUCCAUACCCCUCCGCAAAUGUCCACUUGACGCAUAGUUUUGACAAGAUUCUUGAUCUGUUCAAUAGCCAAUUCCAUUGUUGCGCAAAUGGCUACCUCUCGCGACGCAGCGCCGGCCACCUGUAAGGUUGUGCUCUCCAAGAAUGUCGUUUCUAGCCUCCUUUCUGAGGUUCAGGAAGGAGUGAAGACGCUGGAGAAGCCCCCUCACUUGGUGGGAUUCUUGGCCAACAAUGAUCCUGCGGCACUCAUGUAUGCCCAGUGGACCGAAAAGACCUGCGAAGAAAAUGGCUUCCGCUAUUCUCUCCGUCAGGUCGACCGCGAAGACCUUGAGGAGGCUAUCCUAGCUGCCAAUGUCGACUCGGAAGUUGACGGCAUCAUUGUAUACUACCCCAUUUUCAACAACCGGCAAGACCAGUAUUUGCAGCAGCUUGUCGAUGUAUCCAAGGAUGUAGAGGGUCUAAGCCAUCGCUACAUCUUCAACAUGUACCAGAACAUCCGAUUCCUCGACCCAGAGACCAAGCGACAGAAAUGUAUUCUCCCUUGCACACCGCUCGCCAUUAUCAAGAUCCUGGAGUACCUCAAAGUCUACAAUACGAUUUUGCCCUAUGGCAACCGUCUUUUCGGACACACUAUCUGUGUAGUGAACCGGUCGGAGGUUGUCGGUCGGCCGCUGGCGGCGUUGCUGGCAAACGAUGGAGCCUGCGUCUACAGUGUGGAUGUGACUGGUAUCCAAAAGUUCACUAGAGGUGAAGGUAUCAAAAAGCGGAGACACGAGGUCCACGACCUGGAAGGCAAGACAUUGCAGGACGUGGUGCCUUUGUGUGAUGUCGUCAUCUCCGGUGUCCCUGGGGACAAAUACAAGUUUGAUACCAGCCUUCUCAGAGAGGGUGCUGUGUGUCUAAACUUCUCGAGUGAGAAGAACUUCGGACCGGAGGUUAAGGAGAAAGCCUCUAUUUUUAUGCCUUCUACUGGAAAGGUGACAAUCGCUGUUCUGCUCAGAAACCUACUGAGACUUAUCCAGAAUCGGAGAUUGGAUGACGUGAAGCCUGCUGAAGCCACCGAGCGCCCAGGUACUCUAGAAGCUGCCACCUAAUGCUUAUUCAAUGAAUUGGACUGGGAGAUGAUAUCAUAUCACUCAGCAUCCGUUCGGGUUAUAAAGCUUCUAUGCUUAUUUUCGUUUUUACCAUCCUUUCUUUAGACGAAUUACUACAUAUAUUUUUUUAGAAGUUGCGUUGUGCGCGGCCGUCAAGCCGACAACAUGGACUCUGGCCAUAAAAUUAACCAGUAUCCUCUGCUUGUCUAUUUGUUGGAACCCUUGGGAUGGUUAGUCUCAGGCAGAUUUAAAUAACCACAGAAAUAAGAAUGAUGAAUGCUGGUCGUUCGCUGAAUACAUCAUGCAUAAAGUCCUCGUACACACUACAGAAACAGCAAAGAGCAACCAAGUCACUUCUGCAGCAAUAGAGGUGCCCUUACUGACUCUCUCAUUUCUCCUUUGCCGCAAGUCGCAGGACCUGGAUCUCACUUGCUAGCCACUUCUUAAGAGGCUCAGGGUGAAAAGUUCCAUCUGCCGAAAA
Aspergillus pseudotamarii is the source of this 1955-nucleotide messenger RNA. RefSeq names its product methylenetetrahydrofolate dehydrogenase (NAD(+)). The transcript has 5 exons. Bases 470 to 1474 code for a protein of 334 amino acids. Lineage: Eukaryota; Fungi; Ascomycota; Eurotiomycetes; Eurotiales; Aspergillaceae. Gene Ontology annotation, biological process: purine nucleobase biosynthetic process. Gene Ontology annotation, molecular function: methylenetetrahydrofolate dehydrogenase (NAD+) activity; methylenetetrahydrofolate dehydrogenase (NADP+) activity. The record is from RefSeq and is a predicted model, not a curated record. Gene Ontology annotation, cellular component: cytosol.